CCAACCUGCCCCUCCCCCACCCACAUUGAUGAUUAGCACCUUCACGAUAUAUAACCAAGUGGAAGAUAGUAGGUUUUUUAGGAAUUAGACUUGUGACAGGAAAUGGUGUCUGAUGCCCAUCCAGAAGGUUCGCGCAAUGUAGCUCGUGUGGGCGGUAGACGCCGUUGGGGUCGCGUCCGAUCUAUCUUCCGCACCGGACGCCUGGCAGUAACUGGGAUUUUCUCUCGCCAUCCGCAAAAGCCCUUAGUUGCAAGACGCGAAAAUGGGGCACUCUCAUCAGUCAAUGAAAAGAGCGUCGCGGAAAACGGACAGCGCAUCACUCGACCGACUGUUUCCGACAGUCAACCCGUUCCUUCAACCACCCCGAGCCCUACAUGUCCUUCGAGACAACAACCCCGACCUGGAUCCACGAGCUAUCCGAAUAGUCAGAGAAAGGAUUAUGAUGACCGUCAAAAUGAUGGCACGGCGGUCACGAUACCUAUGCCUGCUUCCAUGCCAUGUCCACCUCCCACGAUAGCUCGACCGGCCAUCCGCCCUGCGCAAACGAACCCCUUCACCCAUCGUGGCUUUCUUGUCUCAUCAGACUCUACCGAAAGCGACGACCACCCAGUCGAAGCCAGGAUUGCGCUAGAUACGCAAGCUCAAGUGAAUGUCAUGCGUGUCGGCAUAUUUCAGCAGUUACGGCGACUCGGGUAUCAGCUGGAGUCGGAGGCGCAAACGACGCCGUUGCGACCGUUCGGGGCGACCGGGAACAACGGAGUUGUCCCUCUUGGAAUUGUGCGCAAUGUCAACUGGUAUUAUCGCGUGAGCGCUCGGACAUUUACCGCGGACUUCCAUGUGGUGACCGUCGGGCAUCCCGAUGUCUUGAUCGGCGGGCCAUCGAUCGCAAGGUACAACUUGCUGGAACGCAGUCCGGAGAUUCCGAGGAUAAUUGAGCGGGAUUUGUCGCGGCCGCGACCUGGGAUUGUUAGCAACAAUGAAUGAGCUCGACAAAGUGGAGGUCGGAUCAUGGGAAUGGAGCGAUAUUCCAUGUCCCGCUGUCGGACAAAGCGUCUCAUAUUCCUGCCUGCGGCUGCCGCUCUAUCCAAGC
Aspergillus steynii IBT 23096 is the source of this 1090-nucleotide messenger RNA. RefSeq lists its product as uncharacterized. Lineage: Eukaryota; Fungi; Ascomycota; Eurotiomycetes; Eurotiales; Aspergillaceae. Bases 103 to 984 code for a protein of 293 amino acids. The transcript has a single exon. The record is from RefSeq and is a predicted model, not a curated record.